Molecule: messenger RNA, 309 nt
Organism: Medioppia subpectinata
Lineage: Eukaryota; Metazoa; Arthropoda; Arachnida; Sarcoptiformes; Oppiidae
Source: the annotation of a GenBank genome assembly
AUGGCGUUAACUGUGAGGAUGUCGUCAGUAAAAGUUGCGGUUCGUGUCCGACCCUUCAAUAAUAGGGAAUACAGUUAUAACUGCAAAAACAUAAUCUCAAUGACCGGCCAAACGACAACAAUAUCUAACCCAAAAAUAACGGACACUUACAAGACAUUUACAUUUGAUUACUCGUAUUGGUCUCACGAUUCUUCUGAUCCCAAUUACGCGGACCAAGAAGUGGUCUAUCGAGACAUCGGAGAAGAGAUGUUAGUACACGCCUUCGAGGGCUACAAUGUGUGUAUCUUCGCAUACGGCCAGACCGGUGGC